AUGACGGCUAACCGUGCUCGAAAAGCAGCUCAGCAAGCCGCAGCUUCUCGGCCGGUAGAUCCCGAUGAACAAGCCAUGAACCGAUCACUACCAACCGCAGCCGUGGAGCCGCCAACCUCUAGAACAGGUCCGCUCCGAACUCCGUCGAAUCUCUCCCGUGUGUCCAUAUGCACACCCGAAGCUAGACAAGUUGCCAGAAUCCUCGAACGCGUCUUUAUCGAACAGCUUCCGAGCAGUUUGUCGACUGAAGAGAUGUCUGCGCUGGUGAGCCACUACCGUCACGGCCUUCGUGGAACGAAGAAGGAAAGGGGAGUCCUUCGCAAUAUUAUCGCCAUCGUCCUCUUGAACCGUCGACAUCCAGAAAGCGUUCCAGACAUGGUACAAGAUAUCGAAAACGGACAUCCGGAGGGAGAUGUCGAAUCCUGGACGACGCAGGCUAUACUAGAUGAACUCGAGGUGGAACUUGCGGCUUGCCGGACACUCGAGAGACUAGGACAUACUCCCAAGGCCUGGUACAUACCCGCAAUCCAAAUCGCCACAAGCAUCGAGGGUACGACCGCGGGACAGGAGAUACUCACCAGUAGCCUGGAGGAUAACAGCGAAGAGACAACUACGGACACGAUCCAAGCCGAAGAGACGAGAACCGUCGUUCUCCCCAUGCCUCCUAUUUCUCGGCGAUGCUGGCUUCGAACUGAAGGGAUGGUCAUUCCCCAUGAGGGAGACCGCGUUCCCUAUAUCGGACGCGAACCUCUACUCACACAGGCGAGGAAGAUUCCAGCGAACGGGUCGGUCGACUCACGUGGGCGAGCAUUGCCAUCGGUUGAGAAUCAUCCUCUGACCGAUCUAACCCCAGAGGAAAUUUGCAUGAUCGCCCAAGUGGGAAAUAAGGCGACAGUCGAGCAAUAUCCAAACAUUUUCUACCCAUCGACCAGAGCGGUAUGGGAGAUAAAACCUCCUUAUGCGUGGGUUCUCCUCGAGGUGCGGGAGGUUGACGGCGAGAGGCUGUUCCCCUUGUCCCGCAACCGGCUAGAGAUGGUCUUCCCCGACUACGAAUUAGUCUAUCAGCGUAAGCAUCUCCCUGCUGAAACUCGUGAGGUGGGAGCAGUCACCCGGGAACGUGGCCCUAGCGGCCGUUUCUCCGGUGAAGGAAAGGCUGCGAGAAGGAAAGAGAAAGCCAAUCUCCUACGUGAGAACUUCUCUACCCUUCGGGAUCAAAUCGACCAGCUGAAAACGAAUGUCAACACUCGGAUUGACCACCUGGACACGAAUUUCAACGCUCAGAUUGACGAGGCCUUGGUAGGGCCAACACGAACCUGGCCUAACCCAACUGUGAAUCGUCACCGAGGCAUGCGGGAUUCAGGUUCCAACGACACGGAUCUGAAGCAGGAAGAUAUCGAUCUCCUUCUUCCAGGUCGAGGCGGAAUCCGCCUCGACCGGUCUGUAAUGCGUCCCCAUCAACCCUACGAAAGUCCCUUCGAUAUGUUGGUGGGUUCGUCUCGCCAGAAUCCAGCGGCGACCCCAUCGGUGGUAGAUGUCCCUGUGUCUGCCGUAGAGGUCCCUAUGCCUUCUACAGCCUUUCCAACUGCUCCGGCUACCUCAGUGGUGCUGACUCCGCAAGCGAACCUAGCUACUCCUACGGCGCGGAUCCAGAGGUCGUCCGGUCUAGCGGGACAACCUAUCCCGAGGGGUCCAGUUGCGGGCCGACCCGCUGGGGGCAGUUCUACCUGUUCUCGCCCGCCGACUGCAUCCAUUAGAAGGCGGCAACACGCGUUAAAGUAG
This is a messenger RNA of Penicillium cinerascens, 1779 nucleotides long. RefSeq lists its product as uncharacterized. The transcript has a single exon. Lineage: Eukaryota; Fungi; Ascomycota; Eurotiomycetes; Eurotiales; Aspergillaceae. The record is from RefSeq and is a predicted model, not a curated record. The coding region runs from base 1 to 1779 and encodes 592 amino acids.